Messenger RNA from Prosopis cineraria, 1146 nucleotides. RefSeq names its product zinc finger protein ZAT5. The transcript has a single exon. NCBI's taxonomy places the organism in Eukaryota, Viridiplantae, Streptophyta, Magnoliopsida, Fabales, Fabaceae. The coding region runs from base 217 to 954 and encodes 245 amino acids. The record is from RefSeq and is a predicted model, not a curated record.
CGACAAAUAACAAACCCAUUAACCCAUUCUUACUCCCAUUUCACUCACUUCCACGUAUCUCUCUCUCUCUCUCUAUAUAUAUAUAUAUAUUUUAUACAUACACCACGCAACACACACAUAUGUGAACCCUCACUCUCUCCUUAAACCAUCCUCUUCUGGUGUCCUCUAUUUCUCAAAGUUCUCUUCUUCCAUUCUUUUCCUCUUUUGGCCCCAGAAAUGGACGUGGAUGGCACAGACCAGCUUGUGGGGUCGACCACCUCUAUUAACGUCGCCAAGGGCAAACGCACGAAACGCCACAGGCCCUUCUCCGCCAGCGUCACUCACUCCACCUCCUCCUCUGCUUCCGCCGAUGAUAACCUGUCCUUCAAUUCCUCCGCCUCCGCCACUCUGGACGCCACAGAAGAAGAAGAAGAAGAAGACAUGGCUAAUUGCUUGAUUCUCUUGGCUCAGAGCGGGGAUGCUCCUCACAAGCAGCCUCCCACCACCAAGAAUAUCAGCGGCUUCUAUGUUUACGAGUGCAGAACUUGUAACAAAUCCUUCCCUUCCUUUCAAGCCCUGGGCGGACACAGGGCAAGCCACAAGAAGCCUAAGGUUGAGCCCCCACAAGCACCCGCCGCACAAGUUGCAGGUUUUGAGUUUGAAGAAGGAGGGGAAGAUCAAUUCAAAGGGAGCUCUCAGGUUUCUCUUCAACUAGCGACCAACAAGGCCAAGAUUCACGAGUGUUCGAUAUGUGGGUCGGAGUUUACGUCCGGACAAGCAUUGGGUGGCCACAUGAGGAGGCACAGAGCACCGGCCAACACCGCAGCCGCGGGAUUGAAGCAAAGGAAUGUUCUGGAAUUGGAUCUUAAUUUGCCAGCGCCGGAGGACGAUCUCCGGGAUUCCAAGUUCCAGUUCACGGCGGCGCAGAAGUCUCUGGUGCUGUCUGCUUCGGCUUUGGUGGACUGCCAUUAUUGAAUAUUAGCUUUUUUUCUUUUCACCCGGGUUGGGGGUGAGAGGUGUGGAGGUGAACGAUCAAUGUGAAUUAUAUGAAAUAGAGCGUUUGUUUUUAAUUCAGAAUUAUUAAUUAGCAUCGACAAUUAUGUAUUCUUUGGACGAUUCAUUCAGUUUAUAAUGAAUAGAUAACAUAGUUUGUUGUCGGAGCCGGAA